UCAGGUGAUGGCAACCCCAAGGAGAGCAGCCCCUUCAUCAACAGCACUGACACAGAGAAGGGAAGGGAGUACGAUGGCAAGAACAUGGCCCUGUUUGAGGAGGAGAUGGACACCAGCCCCAUGGUGUCCUCCUUGCUCAGUGGCCUGGCCAACUAUACCAACCUGCCCCAGGGAAGUAGGGAGCAUGAAGAGGCAGAAAACAAUGAGGGUGGAAAAAAGAAGCCAGUGCAGGCCCCACGCAUGGGCACCUUCAUGGGCGUGUACCUCCCGUGCCUGCAGAACAUCUUCGGUGUCAUCCUCUUCCUGCGACUCACGUGGGUGGUGGGCAUUGCAGGCAUCAUGGAGGCCUUCUGCAUGGUCUUCAUCUGCUGCUCCUGUACAAUGCUCACGGCCAUCUCCAUGAGUGCAAUUGCAACCAAUGGUGUUGUACCUGCGGGCGGCUCCUACUACAUGAUUUCCAGGUCUCUGGGCCCGGAGUUUGGGGGCGCCGUGGGCCUUUGCUUCUACCUGGGCACUACCUUUGCUGGGGCCAUGUACAUCCUGGGCACCAUCGAAAUCCUGCUGGCUUACCUCUUCCCAGCUAUGGCCAUUUUUAAGGCAGAAGAUGCCAGUGGGGAGGCAGCAGCUAUGUUGAACAAUAUGCGUGUGUAUGGCACCUGUGUGCUCACUUGCAUGGCCACUGUGGUAUUUGUGGGCGUCAAGUAUGUCAACAAGUUUGCCCUUGUCUUCCUGGGUUGUGUCAUCCUCUCCAUCCUGGCCAUCUAUGCCGGGGUCAUCAAAUCUGCCUUCGACCCACCCAACUUCCCGAUCUGCCUCCUGGGGAACCGCACACUGUCUCGCCAUGGCUUUGAUGUCUGUGCCAAGCUGGCUUGGGAAGGAAAUGAGACGGUGACCACACGGCUCUGGGGCCUUUUCUGUUCCUCCCGUUUCCUCAACGCCACCUGUGAUGAAUACUUCACCCGAAACAAUGUCACGGAGAUCCAGGGCAUCCCUGGCGCUGCCAGUGGCCUCAUCAAAGAGAACCUCUGGAGCUCCUACUUGACCAAAGGGGUGAUUGUGGAGAGGCGUGGGAUGCCCUCGGUGGGCCUGGCAGAGGGCGCCCCUGUCGACAUGGACCAUCCUUAUGUCUUCAGCGAUAUGACCUCCUACUUCACCCUGCUGGUUGGCAUCUACUUCCCCUCAGUCACAGGGAUCAUGGCUGGUUCUAACCGCUCCGGGGACCUACGGGAUGCCCAGAAGUCAAUUCCCACUGGCACCAUUCUGGCCAUUGCCACCACUUCUGCUGUCUAUAUCAGCUCCGUUGUUCUGUUUGGGGCCUGCAUUGAGGGAGUCGUCCUGCGGGACAAGUUUGGCGAAGCUGUGAAUGGCAAUCUGGUGGUGGGCACACUGGCCUGGCCAUCCCCCUGGGUCAUUGUUAUCGGAUCCUUCUUCUCCACCUGUGGGGCUGGGCUGCAGAGCCUCACGGGGGCCCCACGCCUGCUGCAGGCCAUCUCCCGGGAUGGCAUAGUGCCCUUCCUGCAGGUCUUUGGCCAUGGCAAAGCAAAUGGAGAGCCAACGUGGGCCUUGCUCCUGACUGCCUGCAUCUGCGAGAUCGGCAUCCUCAUCGCAUCCCUCGACGAGGUUGCCCCCAUCCUCUCUAUGUUCUUCCUGAUGUGCUACAUGUUUGUGAACCUGGCCUGUGCAGUGCAGACGCUGCUGAGGACACCCAACUGGAGGCCACGCUUUCGAUAUUACCACUGGACACUCUCCUUCCUGGGCAUGAGCCUCUGCCUGGCCCUCAUGUUUAUCUGCUCCUGGUAUUACGCGCUGGUGGCCAUGCUCAUUGCUGGGCUCAUCUACAAGUAUAUCGAGUACCGUGGGGCUGAGAAGGAGUGGGGUGAUGGGAUCCGAGGCCUGUCCCUCAGCGCGGCACGCUACGCCCUCUUACGCCUGGAGGAAGGGCCCCCACAUACCAAGAACUGGAGGCCACAGCUGCUGGUGCUGGUGCGCGUGGACCAAGACCAGAACGUGGUACACCCACAGCUUCUCUCACUGACUUCCCAGCUCAAGGCGGGAAAGGGCCUGACCAUUGUGGGCUCCGUCCUGGAGGGCACCUUUCUGGACAACCAUCCCCAGGCCCAGCGGGCAGAGGAGGUGAGUGAGCUGAGGCCCUGGUGGGGAGGGGGGAGGGCAGGGCACUCAGGAAGACAGCCCUUGUCCCUUUACACUUGCUCUCCUUCCCACCCUUGGGAUCAAAGCGGGCUCAGGCUUUUCUGUCAUCUUCCUUAGAACAGGAAUCUAAGG
Leptonychotes weddellii (Weddell seal) is the source of this 2283-nucleotide messenger RNA. The record is from RefSeq and is a predicted model, not a curated record. Lineage: Eukaryota; Metazoa; Chordata; Mammalia; Carnivora; Phocidae.